Molecule: messenger RNA, 5094 nt
Organism: Vigna angularis (adzuki bean)
Lineage: Eukaryota; Viridiplantae; Streptophyta; Magnoliopsida; Fabales; Fabaceae
Exons: 2
Coding region: 2560-3609 (349 amino acids)
Molecular function (GO): nucleic acid binding; zinc ion binding
Source: RefSeq, a predicted model, not a curated record
UUACUAUACUUGACUAUCACCAAUUUAGAUACCCCCAUUAUUUUUUUGGAGAUGCCUUUUCAUGGAAUAGGCUGGUUAUCCUAGUGCUGCUAUGCAUGCUGGCUGCAAAUUUGAUGUAGUUUUUAGUCACUCACAAAGGGUGAAUGAUAAUAUUUUUUAACAUUUUACUUUUCUAAUUUGUAAAACAAUUAAAUCUACUCAUGGUAAAUCUCCUUUAACGUUCCUCCUUCGAAUAUUUAAAUAAGCAGGAAACAUUAAAUUUAUUAGUAUGGAUAUUCAGUGGUAUUAGUUAGCACAAGCAAAGCAAAAGUAAAUAAUUGUAAUAUAAAGCCCCACCAAUCUAUAUGUUUGUUGAGGUUUUAUAUUCUCUAUUUAUGGAUAUUAUCUACCUGUUGCUUCUGUGCAUUUGAAAUAGUGGCUAGGAGGAUGACAUGAUAGGAUCAACAAACUUCAUUUGGAUAGACUUUGAUACCAUCUUAUGAAAAUAGACUUUGAGCCUAAUUUAACUCUACAAAAUUGUCUUGUGAUGGGAUAUUUACACUCAUUUAUAUACUAUAAUACUAUAAUUUGGUCACAUAGCUAGUUGAUGCGGAAUCUUUAAUGUGGCCCUUUAUGUUAAGGAUUAAACAUCUUGCGUGGGUGACUAUAUGUUUUUGGUGAUUUGAUGGUGAGCCGAUAAUAAAGAUCUAAUAAAUCUCGCUAGAGUAGAUAUUAAAAAAAAAAGAUUAUCCCUUGUUGCUUUGACUUUUAACAAAGAGAACUGGUUUGGCAAAUGAACCAAAAAAAUUUAAAUGUACUCAAGUUGAAGUCAAAUGAGGCGUCACCACUCCUUGUAAUGGGCUUAGGAGGUCUCAACAACACUGGCUAUUGCGCGACGAGUGGGACAUACCUUCUUGGCCCACCACUAUUUGUUGUAAGUAGGAUAUCAAAUGCAUUACUAAAGGUUGGUAGAAUACUAAAUGUAUUACUAGAAGCUAAUAGAAGUUGUUAGAAGAUUCUAGAGAUUGGUGUACUGUUUCAAAUUAAUCAAUUUAAUAAAACUAACAUUUCUUUCAUAUUAAUUCUUUCUAGUUGGUAUUAAAGCUCCCUGAUCUUGGGAUCCCUGCUUUUGCAUUUCUGGUUUACUGUCUUAGUUAUGAUACCUUCUAGGGUUGCCUGAAGUUCACCCAUUUCCUUUAAACUUGUCUUGGCAAUAUGGAUCAUAACCGUAUAGAACCUAUCCAAGUUUAGUUGCCUCCGACGAAUCAACUCCUAAAAUAAACUUUAUCUUCUCAACAAAUGAUUCUGCUGCAACAGUGAAGCAAGUCAUGUUGUGAUUUGCUUGUGUAAAAGUUGUCAGUUUAUGAGCAGAAUCGUUAAGGCGUUUAGUAUCAUUGGUGAAAAUACUCUUGGACUUCUUCCAGAAAGAGUCCCAAGGUUUGAAUGCUCUGAUAUUUCCUUGUAUAUUGGAUUUUUCAAAUUACCACAACUAAACCCAAAGCUGAAAAUCUAUUUUCUUCUGGUGUGCAACAUUGUUUGAGGGUAUUUUACUAUUGGCAUCUUCCAAGUGAUCAUGGAGACCUGGUCAAGAAAGCAAAGAUCAAGAAAUCCUAAAGACAUUCUUGAGGGAAGAAGGUAAAAAAAAGGGAUUUGAGGGGGACAAGGUGCUGCCCCCUACUGGUUGAAACAAACUCUUAAAAUAAGAGAGACAUAGGUUGAAUCCCUAAUGUGUAUAGAGCACAUUGGGUCAUCUAUUUAUAACUAUGAAAAUACAAAGUGAUGGGCUUAAGCCCUAUUAGGAAAUAGACUUUAAGUCUAACUCAACUUUAAAAAACUGGCUUGUGAGGUGAGGUUUGCACCUAUUUAUAUAUUGUGAGUUUACCUUAUCUCUAGUUUAUGUAGAAUCUUUAACACCCGUCCUUCAUGUUGAGACAUACAUUUAGAGUGUGAGAUUAAAUAUUAAUAGAUGGUCUGAUAGGCUUUACAAAUAAUAAGAUAAACUUUUUGUUGAAAUGUAAUAUGUUUUUAGAUAUAGGCUCUGUAGGAGCCUACUGUUUACUGUUUAUUGUUGAUUACUGUUUUUCAUUAUUGUAUAAGUAUGUGUUUAGUGUGAAGAUAAUAAUAAGAAAAAGAGAGUUUCUUUCUCUUAAUUCUCCAAAAUGGUAUCAAGAGCCAAGCACCGGGGCUCUCUUCUGUAGACGCCAUCAACCACCAGCCACCGCCGUUUUCGCCGUCGUCGCCGCCGCUUUCGCCGUCGCCGGUACCCCAUUUUCUCAGGAAAAUUUAGGGGUUUUGUGCGCCUCCGUGAGCGCGACCCAACCCUGGUGGUCGCCGUCCCUGCAUCUCCCUCACGCGCCGUCACGCGCCGCCGCAGCCCGCUAGAUCUCGCGCGCGUACUGUUCACGCGCCGCCCUACGCUGGUCGGAAUUUCACCGCGCAUCUAGGGUUCCGCUCGCGUCACUCUCCUGAGCCUAUAUCUGACCUUACUUCCCUGUUUCAGUGGGUGUAAUUGAUACCUAGGGUUUUCUCUCUCCGAAUAGUUGAAUAUCUCUCCAAGUCUGGUUCAUUUUCUGAUCUGUAAUGGCAUCUACUGCAAUUAAUUCCUCUCUAUCUGCAACUCCUAUCAUCACAUCUGCAAAACUCAACUGGAAAAAUUAUUUAUCUUGGUCUUCUGCAGUGGAAUUAUGGUUUCUUGGUCAAGGACACCAUGAUCAUCUAGAACAAGAUAUCUCUAUGGUUCCAGAUGAAGAAAAAUCUCAAUGGCAAAAAUUGGAUUUUCAGUUAUGUGCAAUUUUGUGGCAGUCAGUGGAGCAAGAGGUUUUAGAUAUCUUGAGACCCUAUAAAACAUGUUCAUCAUUUUGGAAAAGGGCAGAAGAUAUUUUUGCUAAUGACGUACAACGUCUUUUUGAUGCAACCCAAAGAGUAGCUUCUCUAAAACAAGUCAACCAUGACAUGGUUUCUCAUAUAGCAAAGGCUCGGGCUGCUGUAGAAGAAUUAAAGAACUUCUUUGUAGCUGAUUCAUUAGAAGGGAUCAAUAAAAAGCUUGACAAGUUUUACAUGGUCCUAAUUCUGAGAAGCUUACACUCCGAUUAUGAUCAUGUACGUGAUCAAGUUUUAGCUGGUGAUCAAAUCCCUUCAAUGGAUGGGUUGGUUACUCGACUUCUUCGAGUACCUCCAUUGGUGAAAGAUGAGAAUUCAAUCGAUGUUAUUGGAACAUCAGCUAUGAUAAUGCCACAAGGAAGAGGAGUGCCACAAGGAAGAGGAGGAGGCAGAAGCAAGCGAGGACGUGGUGGUCGUAGCAUACGUCCUCCUCCUCAAUGCACAUACUGUAAGAAACUAGGCCAUACUCGAGACAAAUGUUAUGUUCUACAUGGAUAUCUAGACAAAGUUGCUCAUGUGUCUAAAUCUGGUGAUCUAGAAUCCAGAAUUUCAAAUGAAGAAUAUGAAGAAUUUUUACGUUACAAGUCUGGAAAACCGUCUAAUCCUGGCCAAUCCUCUGUCAUGACUAGUGUGCCUACAGCCAGCCUAUCUCAAUCUGUGGAAGGUCAUAAUCCAUGGAUUCUGGACUCAGGUGCCUCAGACCAUAUCUCUGGAACAUGGGACAGGUCGUCUGAUUGGAGAAGGACAUGAGUCUCAAGGACUUUAUUUCUUAAAACCUCAUUCCUCAGUUUCCUGUUUUACCACUUCAUCCCCCAAACUUCUGCAUGAUCGUCUAGGCCAUCCAAGUUUGUUCAAGUUGAAGAUGAUGGUUCCAAGUCUCAAAAACAUCCAAGUCUUAGAUUGUGAAUCUUGUCAAUUAGGAAAACAUGUUAGAUCUUCCUAUCCUAAAAGAUCUGAGACACAGUGUGAUUUUCCUUUUUCAAUAAUUCAUUCAGAUAUUUGGGGACCAAGUCGUGUUACUUCAUUUGGUUUUAAUUAUUUUGUAACCUUUAUUGAUGAAUUCUCUCGAUGUACUUGAAUACUAAUGUUCCUGUACAUCAUUGGGGCGAUGCAGUCCUCACUGCCUGUUUUCUUAUCAAUAGGAUGCCUUCUUCCUCUCUUAAUAAUAAAAUUCCUCACUCUGUCAUUUUUCCCAACGACACUUUAUACCAUGUUUCCCCACGUGUAUUUGGGUGUAUGUGUUUUGUUCAUAAUGUUUCUCCAGGUCUUGAUAAGCUCUCAGCAAAAGCUAUCAAGUGUGUUUUCUUAGGAUACUCUCGUCUUCAGAAAGGGUAUAGAUGUUAUUCUCCCUCCACAAAGAGAUAUUAUAUGUCAGCUGAUGUCACAUUCUUUGAGGAUACACCUUUUUUUUCUUCCUCCAUGGAGGAUCGUUCCUCUGUUCAACAAAUGUUUCCUUUACCAACAUGUGAUCCUCUAAUUAUUCCUGAUUCUGUACCUCAAAAUCAAAAUCCAAAUAACAUUGUUCCUCCACCUCUUAUCACAUAUCAACGUCGAACCCAAUCUCGAACUCCUAACAUUGAUGAUCCUCGAGACUCAGAUCCUUCUGCAUCAGAUCCUCAGACCAUGGAUCCUUCAUCAUCUUCACCUUCUACUGAUUCAGAUGAUAACUGGCCCAUUGCCCUCCGUAAAGGUAUUCGUUCUACUCGCAAUCCAUAUCCUAUUUAUAAUUUUGUGAGUUAUCAUAACUUGUCUCCUACAUAUUUCUCCUUUGUUUCCUCAUUAUCAUCGACUAAGGUUCCUAAUAAUAUUCAUGAGGCACUUGUUCAUUCUGGAUGGCGACAAGCCAUGGUUGAUGAGAUGAAGGCACUUGAACACAAUGGCACUUGGGAUCUUGUCCCUCUUCCUCCUGAUAAGAAACCUGUUGGUUGUAGAUGGAUUUAUACUGUUAAAGUUGGUCCUACUGGUAAAAUUGAUCGCCUUAAAGCUCGACUGGUAGCUAAGGGCUAUACUCAAGUUUAUGGCCAAGACUAUUGUGAUACUUUUUCUCCUGUGGCUAAAACCAAUAUCGUUCGUAUUUUUCUUGCUAUGGCUGCCAUUCGUCAUUGGCCUCUUUAUCAGUUAGACAUUAAAAAUGCCUUCCUUCAUGGUGAUCUGGAAGAGGAGAUAUACAUGGAGCAACCUCCUGGAUUUGUUGCUCAGGGGGAGUCUGGAUUAGUUUGUAAGUUGCGUCGUUCC